CCCUACUUACCUCCAAACUGAUCUGCUCAGACGUGCACUCGCCACACCCGACAGCUGCGUCUCCUUCUCUCCAUCUCCCCUGUCAAGGCCCUUGAACGGUCCUCAGGCUGACUCCGGGACCUCCACGUGAGCGCUGAGACAAUCUGGAGGAGGGCUUGCACCGGCAAAGAUGGGGAACAGCACAAGCAGAGCCUUGUCCAAAGAAAUCCUGGAGGACUUGAAGCUGAGCACCAAGUUCACGGAGAGCGAGAUCGGCCUGUGGUACGAGAACUUCCAGAAGCAGUGCCCCAGCGGACGCAUCACGCCCGAGGAGUUCGAGCAGAUCUACGCCCGCUUCUUCCCCGACAGCGACGCCAAGAGCUACGCCCGCCACGUCUUCCGCUCCUUCGACACCAACGAUGACGGCACGCUGGACUUCAAGGAGUACAUCAUCGCCCUUCACUUGACCUCCACCGGCAAGACCACCAGCAAGCUGGAGUGGGCCUUCUCGCUCUUCGACGUGGACAAGAACGGAUACAUCAACAAGACCGAAGUGACGGAAAUCUGCCAGGCCAUCUUCAAGCUGAUCCCCAAGGAGGACCAGAGCAAAUUAGCUGAGGAUGAAAACACUCCUGAGAAGAGAGCCGAUAAACUCUGGGCCUUCUUUGAGAAGAAAGACAACGAAAGACUCGCUGAAGGAGAAUUCAUCAAAGGAGUUAUUGAGAAUGAAAAUGCAAUGCGACUCAUCCACUAUGGACCACUCAAACAAUAAUCAUCCACUAUGGACCACUCAAACAAUAAUCAUCCACUAUGGACCACUCAAACAAUAAUCAUCCACUAUGGACCACUCAAACAAUAAUCAUCCACUAUGGACCACUCAAACAAUAAUCAUCCACUAUGGACCACUCAAACAAUAAUCAUCCACUAUGGACCACUCAAACAAUAAUCAUCACUUACUUUUACACUUGCAUCAACAUUUUCUGUUUUCUUAAGAGUAUUAAAUAGUUUAUAUUUUCUAUAAAAAUCCAUUUUAAAGUUGUUUGGUAUGAAAGAUAAUAUUUAAGGAAUAGAAAUAUAUUUAAAUUAAUGCUGUCAAACAAUAAUUAUUUUUUAAUUCAGACGAAUUGCAAUUAAUCAAAAUGUAAACGUGUGAUUAAUCACGGCAAACGGCUAAUUAUAAUUUAAUUAUUCAAAUGAACUUCAAAUAAGAACCCAAUAUUUUGACACAAUACAUGAUGAUAUUCCCUGAUUAAUCCGUGAAUAUACAUGAUUAAAUCAAUGUUUUGUGAUUAAUCUGUGAAUAUACAUGAUUAAAUCAAUGUUUUGUGAUUAAU
Nerophis lumbriciformis (worm pipefish) is the source of this 1313-nucleotide messenger RNA. Its product is annotated as visinin-like. Gene Ontology annotation, molecular function: calcium ion binding. The record is from RefSeq and is a predicted model, not a curated record. NCBI's taxonomy places the organism in Eukaryota, Metazoa, Chordata, Actinopteri, Syngnathiformes, Syngnathidae.